AUGGAGAGGAGGUUUUCGUACGCAGAGAAAGGAAAAGCCGUAGUCACCUCGCAAGAAACCGCGGUCAGAAAAAGGAUUCGAGCCCCAAACAUGGACACCACGGACCUCAUUGAGGAGAACUCCCUGACUCUCAUUGGUAGAGUUACAAACCCUAGAGAGCAAAGGAUCCGCUCCCUCAUCCCCUACUUCACCAACCGGUGGGAAAUAAAAGGAGAGAUUGAAGGCUCGGAUCUAGGAAACAACUGCUUCCAGUUCCGCUUCACUCUACUGGAAGAUCUGAAAAGAAUCUUAGCAAACAGACCUUACCAGUUCUCUAGAUGGAUGGUCGUCUUGCAAAGAUGGGAGCCCAUCAUCUCAGCUAACUUCCCGUCUCAGAUCCCGUUCUGGAUCAAACUCAAAGGCCUCCCACUCCACUACUGGAAAGAAGACCUAGUCUGCAAGAUUGGAAGAGAAGCCGGUGAACUCCUACACUUUGAGAUCUCGAAAACAGUGGCAAGAACAAAGAUCUCAGUCAAUGCUCUAAACCCUAUCUUAAAAGAAACGGAGGUGGAGUUCGCAACGGGUGAAGUGGCUUUAGUUACCUUGGAGUAUGAGCGUCUCGGUCUCCACUGCACGAUAUGCAAUAGCCUGACGCAUGAGGACAAAUAUUGCCCAGAACCACGGGAGCAACAGAGGCAGAGAUCUUCAAGCAACAACCGCCCCAGGUCUCCUGCAGGGGAAAAACAUCAAGACAAAGGGGCAAGGCCUCCUUUAGACACCCAAAGAAGAACCACCCGGGGAGAAGGAGAGCCAAAUAGAAAAGAGAAAAGAGAUAGACACGGGAACCUGAUAAUGAUAAUGGAGAAACCAGUCUAUACAAACCAAGGAAAAGAACACCGUGUAGAGACCACCAGAGAAGUGAGAGAGGAAACACCUCUGUCCAGCUACAGAGAAAGCUUUCGAACGCCUCAGAGAAGUGGGGGGAGCUCGCCUACAAAGAGAAGAGAUUACCGAGAAUACCUGGAUAGAGCAACAAGAGGAACAGAUAAUGCCAAUAGGUAUUAUAGGGAGGAAGAAAGAUGGUACCAAGGGGCUCGCAGAGGCCAGGUCACCAGACGCAGCCCCCCUCAACUCCAGUGGAGAGAAAAAGGGGGAAGUCGCACUCCGAGUCACCAAGGGGAAUCAGGAAGGUCUGAGACUUCCCGACCUCAAUCGGUAGAUAGAAGGAUGGAAGAUAGAAAUCCACCGGAGAUCCCAAUACCCACAACGGAAGAGGUGAUGCAAGAGCUCCAAGAAGUCACCAUCAGAUAUAUCAACUGCCCAGACCCGGCCGAAAGCGCUGCAAGAAGACAGAGAGUCAUGCUAUCAGAAGAACAAGGUCUAAUGGAGGAAACAGCCGCUAAUAUAAUAGCAGCAGCGACCGAGUCCUACCAAAGAACCCUAAAUUUCGAACAAGAGCAAGAGGAUGAGGAGGUACUGGAACCAAGACAGCAACAAGAUCAAAACAUCCCAGCUACUCAAGACCUUCAGAGGAAACGAAGGGGCAGACCACCAAAGAACAAGAGAGCUAGCCCGGCAGUAGGAGUAAGCCUUAGGCAAAGGAACUUGACUCAGUGCCUCAACUCACCUCAAGUCAGGGACAGUGCUAGAAGGAACACAAAAACAAGAACCCAAAGAGGGAAUCAGCGAUGUACAACUCCAAUAAACCAAAGGGACGCUGGCCCAAGCACAGAAAGGGCGAAUUCAGAGACGAACUUACCGGCUCUCUCGAGGGCAACGGAAAAUUUACGGUCUCCGCAAGAUCGGCUUCCUUAA
Microthlaspi erraticum is the source of this 1794-nucleotide messenger RNA. NCBI's taxonomy places the organism in Eukaryota, Viridiplantae, Streptophyta, Magnoliopsida, Brassicales, Brassicaceae. The record is from the annotation of a GenBank genome assembly.